Molecule: messenger RNA, 856 nt
Organism: Vigna unguiculata (cowpea)
Lineage: Eukaryota; Viridiplantae; Streptophyta; Magnoliopsida; Fabales; Fabaceae
Product: small ribosomal subunit protein eS26y-like
Biological process (GO): translation
Cellular component (GO): ribosome; cytosolic small ribosomal subunit
Molecular function (GO): mRNA binding; structural constituent of ribosome
Source: RefSeq, a predicted model, not a curated record
AAAUUAGAAGAUCAAGAAAUGAAAUUUUAUUUUGCCAAGAGUAACAAGUGCGAAGAGUAACCUAAUUAGAAAUAGAGUCCCAUAUAAAAUACGCUGGUCUGAGCUUUCCCUAUAGCCGCAGCAGCAGCACCCCACAGAAACCCUAGAGGAAUUUGCAGAAACAUCCACCAUGACGUUCAAGCGUAGGAACGGAGGACGCAACAAGCACGGUCGCGGCCACGUCAAAUUCAUUCGUUGCUCCAACUGCGGCAAAUGCUGCCCUAAGGAUAAGGCAAUCAAGAGGUUUCUCGUGAGGAACAUUGUUGAGCAAGCUGCAGUCAGAGAUGUGCAGGAGGCUUGUGUCUAUGAGCAAUACACGCUUCCCAAACUGUAUGUGAAGAUGCAGUACUGUGUUUCGUGUGCUAUCCACUCUCAUGUUGUUCGGGUUCGAUCCCGCACUGACAGGAGAAAGCGUGAGCCUCCACAGCGAUUCAUCAGGCGCAGGGAUGAUGCACCAAGGCCUGGUCAGCCUGGUCAAGCACCUCGUCCUCCCGUUGCAGGAGCUCCUGUCCGAACCUAAGAGCAACCUAAGAAAAAAAGUCUUGAUGUUUUUGCUGAAUUAAAUUAUAAGAAAAAUUGCUGUGACUUAAUUUGAAAAUCAGUUUUGUGGAGGGAUAUUUUGUUCUAAUUAUUUACUUUAGUCGUUGGAUAUUAUUUUUCUGGUUAUAACUUCGCCGCUUUUAUGAUAGUGGAACCUGAUAUCUGUUUUUAUAUUGCUUUAAGGAUGGUAGGAAGAAUUUGAGAGUGAUGUAGGUAUUUGCUUUAAAGGAUUUAAACUGAUAUGGAUUUGGAAUAAUGAAUUUGAGGAAGACGUCAA